Messenger RNA from Racocetra persica, 1224 nucleotides. NCBI's taxonomy places the organism in Eukaryota, Fungi, Glomeromycota, Glomeromycetes, Diversisporales, Gigasporaceae. The record is from the annotation of a GenBank genome assembly.
AUGCCUGUUGCAAUUCUUGGUAUACAAAUCAUACUUUGGUGUUUUGAUGUACAAAAUAAUUCUAAAUUCAAAGUCGUUAUCGGAGAUGGUAAUGAUAUUGACGACCUCAAGGAAGCUAUUAAAGAAAAAUGUGAAUAUGGUUUUGCUUCUCACCUGCUUAAACUGUGGAGAGUUAACACGGAUCAAACUAUUUUCGAAGAAUCACUAAAUAAUGAAUUAAAAGAUACAGCAAAAACAAUUGGAGAAACUUUUUGUGGUGUCCAAGGAGGUAACAUUCGAGUUGUAGUUAGAGCUCCUGAUACUGAGCAACUCAGUGCCACCGGUGGAGAACAAGAAUUAAAGAGACAUAUCGAUGAAAUUGCCGAUAAAAUUAAUUCCAAAGUGGACGGGCUGAAUGAUGAAAUGCGUGGGCUGAAUCGUGAAGUGAAGAGGGUAUGUUUUGCUGCGGAUGCAUGGUAUAGUGCUAUAGGUACUUUUACAAAAACUGAAAAGGGUAAAUUUGUGCAAGAAAGAGGUGUUAAAAUUCAGUUUCAUCUUGAUUUAACCAAAAAAGAAAAAGUACAAGAUUACUUUAUAGAUGAAUGUAAGGCAUUCGAAAAUUAUGUAAAUAUACAAAACAAACUUAUUGUCAGAGACACACAUUUUUCACCGUUGCUGGAUACUCGAAAACCAGAUUUUGUAUUCAUUCCAAGCAAUUCUUCUUUGGAUCCGUUAAGUGUUGUAGCCAUUGGCAAGAUCAAGAAGCAAGUUGAACCAUCAUUGAAAUUUGGCGAAGAAACUGUAAAACUGGUUCGAUCUAUUGGUGUAGGCAGAACUAGUGUUGUGUAUGAAGGAAUAUACAAAGACAUAUCUGUGGCCGUGAAAAUGAUGAAAAAGGCAAAUUAUUUGUCUUGCAUUGAAAGAGAAAGAGCUGUAUUGGAAGAACUUUCGAAGUUGGAUUCACCUCAUAUUCCCAAAAUUCUUUUUUACGAUAAGAAUACUCUUGUCAUGACUCCUCUUGGUAAGAGAAUUAAUAAUUUGCAAAAAACAGAUAUCAAAGAUAUAAUCAACACUCUCAAACAUGUGCAUUCAUAUGAAUAUGUAUAUAGGGAUCUUCGAAAAUAUAAUUAUCUUCGUAAUUUAGAUGAUUCGAAGAAAACUAUUUUAAUUAUUGACUGGGGCUAUAGCACAAGAAAUCGCGAAGACACCGCAUUUGUGGGGGCACUUGAAUGCAUGCCGGAUGAA